This is a messenger RNA of Ochotona curzoniae (black-lipped pika), 748 nucleotides long. It is a transcript of the gene SPATA25, whose product is annotated as spermatogenesis associated 25. Gene Ontology annotation, biological process: spermatogenesis. Bases 101 to 748 code for a protein of 215 amino acids. The record is from RefSeq and is a predicted model, not a curated record. The transcript has 2 exons. Lineage: Eukaryota; Metazoa; Chordata; Mammalia; Lagomorpha; Ochotonidae.
UGUAAAGGGGAGGGUCUAUGAGGUGGCAUUCUAGAAGGAUGCAGGAAGUGGCACAGGAGGCAGAUAAAUAUUCCCUCACAAACAAGGGCUUGUGGAAGUCAUGUCCUACUUCAUGUCUCCACAAACUCAUCCAGGUCUUCUUGUUUCUGGUCAAGGUGGGGCCGCUCCUUCAGCCUCAUCCCUUGGGCUCUAUAGUCCUGCUGAGCCCAUGGUGGUGGCUCCUGGCCAACUAGGCCUGCUAAGCCAGAAGGCUGAGCAGGUGACACCUGCUGCCCAAGCCUGGGGCCCGGCCCUGGCAGCACCUGAAGCCAGGGGCUUCCCUAGGGGAACUGGCUGGGAGAUGUUGCCGUGGAGGAAGGAGUCCAGCCGAUACUGCCACACAUCCCCUCACCUGAGGCAGCCCGAGAGCUUGGGCUGGGAGGAUGGUGGCUCCCGAAGCAGAGCUGCCCAGCUCCACGGCCCCAACUGGCCUAGGCCCCUGCUGCUGUGUGGGCUGUCGCCAGGGGCUCUGCCCGUGCCCUCUGAGGCCGGGGGUAAGGAGGCUGACUCCCAGCCUGACAUCUGUAUCCUCACCCUGGCCAUGAUGAUCGCCGGCAUCCCCACGGUGCCUGUGCCAGGCCUGCGGGAAGAAGACCUGAUCCGGGCAGCCCAGGCUUUCAUGAUGGCUCACCCAGAGCCAGAGGGAGCUGUGGAGGGGUGUGGCGGGAACAGGUGCAUAUCCAUGCACCCCCUGGGCAGAUGCCCCUAG